Bactrocera neohumeralis is the source of this 4453-nucleotide messenger RNA. RefSeq lists its product as uncharacterized. Gene Ontology annotation, cellular component: signaling receptor complex; plasma membrane. NCBI's taxonomy places the organism in Eukaryota, Metazoa, Arthropoda, Insecta, Diptera, Tephritidae. Gene Ontology annotation, molecular function: transforming growth factor beta receptor activity; ATP binding. Gene Ontology annotation, biological process: protein phosphorylation; cellular response to growth factor stimulus; BMP signaling pathway. The record is from RefSeq and is a predicted model, not a curated record.
ACGUCAACGAGCAGAAGCGAGCAAAUUGCAAAAAAUCACUGGCGCCGGGUAAAAUUGUUGUGUCCGACCGCAUUAACAAUAAAUACAAUAAAUAAAUGAAAUAUUUCCAUAAGUUUGCGAGCAACGAAUAAGCACACAGCAAAGUAAAUAAAUAAAUAAUCGAAUAAAAGACAGCGAUGUAUAUGGUGAAAUAGUAGCACACAACAACAACAACAAGAAAAACACAAAGUUUUCGCAUAAAUCAAUAAUAGAUGAGUGCGACGCAAAUUUGUAUGCCAAACGCGCAGCAAUAAAACAACAAAUCCGUAGCAGAAACAAUAGAUAAAAUGCCUGCGACGCUUUCUUAUUAGAAACCACUGGGUCUUCAAUAAAAGCAAAAACAACCAGCCAUAAAAUGUCUCCACUAAGAUUAGUCUACUGUUUGGUGCUUUUCGCCGGUGUUCGAGCGAGUACCCCUGAGCGUCCAUUCGCCUGCAUGAGUUAUAUGGAGGAUGAGAAGUUCAUAAAUGACGACGAUGACUUUGACGAGUAUUCAGCAAAUGGCGCGCAGACGCAAUAUAGUGCAGAGAAUUUAAAUUCAUUGGACGUAGAAGACACACCAAUUGAACCGGCAGCGCCGCAUAGACGCGUCUGCCAGGCUGAUUAUACUUUCUGCUUCGCGCUGUGGCGGCAAUAUCCGAAUGGCACACGUAUCGAGAAACAAGGUUGUUGGAAGGAGAGCACCGAACGCAAUGCCACUUGCAGUCAGUCGGAGUGCACGAGCUCAGCGCCCACAUCACGCAACAAUUCGCUCUACUACUGCUGCUGCUCGGGUGAUUCUUGUAAUAAGCAUGUGGCCGUGGUGGAGCCAGCGCCGCUGCAGCUCUCCAAACCCAUUUACGGUGCUGAUAAAAAUGUUUCCAUGCACUUCGGCGAUGCUGGCGUAGGCGUUAUUCUGACAGUGAUUGUUGUAUUGAUUCUUUGCUUGUCGGUUAGCGGUUUUGCGGCUUACUGUUAUGUGCACAAAAUAAAAGAUAAACCCAUGCCCGAGGAAGCACCGCUGGCACCUUCCGGUCCUGGUUAUAGUUCGAACCUGCGUAAUGUGGAUAAUAUUAACUUGAUAUGUAUGCUCGGUAACGGUAAAUAUGGUACCGUUAUGAAGGGUUUACUCCAUGAUCAAGAGGUGGCUGUGAAGAUAUUCCCUGAAAGUCAUUAUCCAUAUUACAUUAAUGAACGGAACAUUUACUCGUUGCCUAUGAUGGAGCCCUCGUUGCUAACUUAUUUUGGUUAUGAUGAGCGUCAUACAAUGGACGGCAAAAUCGAAUAUCAGUUGGUGCUGUCACUAGCACCACUCGGCUGCUUGCAGGAUUGGCUAAUAGCCAACACUAUGAAUUUCGAGACCUUCUGUGGCAUGGCGAAGUCCAUCACACGCGGUCUCUCACAUCUACAUACGGAGAUAAGUCGCGGUGACGAGUAUAAGCCAUGCGUCGCACAUCGGGACUUCAACUCGCGCAAUGUGCUCGUCAAAGCCGAUCGUACAUGCUGCAUAGCCGAUUUCGGUUUCGCGCUUAAAGUGUUCGGCUCCAAGUAUGAGUAUCGCGGCGAAGUGGCUGUCGCCGAAACGAAAAGCAUUAAUGAAGUCGGCACUUUGCGUUACAUGGCACCCGAACUUUUAGAGGGCGCUGUCAAUCUACGUGACUGUGAGACAUCGCUCAAGCAGAUGGACGUGUAUGCGUUGGGGCUGGUGCUCUGGGAAGUUGCGACACGUUGUACAGACUUUUAUGCGCCGGCACAAAUGACGCCAGCUUAUAAGGCGCCCUACGAACAAGAGGUCGGCACACAUCCCACCUUCGAUCAGAUGCAGGCAUUGGUGGUGCGGCACAAAGCCAGACCACUCUUUCCACCCGGUUGGGGUGGUGGCGCUGCGGCUAAGCUAAUUAAAGACACAUGUGAGGAUUGUUGGGAUCAUGACGCUGAGGCACGUUUAACUUCGCUAUGCGCUGAGGAGCGUAUGCAAGAAGCAGCUGGUUUGCGGCCACGCUACUCACACGCACAAUCGCCAAGUCCAUUAUUGAGCGCCAACAAUUUACUCGCCUGCGAUCAUGUAGACUCGUCAGCGGUGCGUAUAUCGAUGGAGACGUGUCAUUCGGAGACGGCGACAAUGCUGCAGCCGCCACCAAAUCAAAAAUUGUUGCCGCGUGCACACAGUAUGGGCAGUGAGUUGGGUGGCUUGCCACCGCAGACAGAGAAAAAUCAUCUCAUACACACGCAACAACAACUGCAACCAUAUCAGGGGCGUAAUCCAUGUCAGGAGCGUAACUUGGCGCCGGUCGCAACGCGUCCACCACAAAUACUGGUUGAGAAGAGUAAGAAGCACAGCUUCCAGACGGGUCAAGAGAAUAGUUUCUCAUGCCUCGAAGACGAUGUUUCAGUGGAGGAUUUGAUCUCUGGCGGCAACACGAAGAAGAUUAGCAAUUUUAUGACUGACAAUACUUCCAGCAUGGGUGAAGGCUUCCCCAAACAGCACAACACCGAUCGCAAGCUGCGCGGCUGGCAUGGCGUGCGUGCGCUAAUACAAAAGAAACUCUUUCGUAAGAGUGAUGUCGGCGCCGACGUAUAUCAGCAACAAUUCGGUUAUGGCGAUGAAAAGUCCAACUUGGUGGACAACCGUUAUGCGGCGGUAAUUAAGGGGCUCGACAACACCGGCACCGAGAGACUGGCCAAAGCAGCCACCGUUAGUUACAUUGACGACCGACAGCGCUGCAAUAAUGGCGUCGCUACAACAAAAACCACAAUGCUCAGCGAUAUCUAUCCGCAUACGAGACGACCCAACAACCUGGACUUGAGCCCGCUCAACGGCGCCGCAGUUCCGGUAGCGGAGUGCAGCACGCCGCUUAACAGCGCCACCUACAACAAAUCCAACUUAAUACAGAGCAUAGCGGAGGAGUGUCACGAUAUCGUGCCUAAAGUGCGCCUACAGCAAUUGGACACACGCACAAGUACGCCCUGUCACGUGGUGCCGCGUUCCCUCUCCACCAGUCUGAUAAAAAAUAUGAAUCGUAAUAAUAAUAACCUCACUAAAAGUGAACUAAACUCAGUGAAUGUGGCAAAGUGUCCGAAGGAGCCGACACCGCCAACGGCUGCCAGCUCGGCUGGUCAUCUCAGUGCGCCCAAUCACGCCGACAUACUGUUUCGGCGGCAGCGCAGCCUUGAGAUGUUCCGCGAAGUGUUCAGUGGGCGUGGCAGCACAGAGCGACUGCGCGACCCUAGUCAACGUGUGAAAACACCGGGCGAUGUACCGCCUUCAGUGCGUAAAGUGCGCGCCUCCAAGACGCUCAGUCUCUACGACGAUCGCAUGAUGGACUCGUCCACGCUGAAUAUACUCUAGCAUGAGGAAGUUCUGCUGUUGGAAUUGUAAGCUGCGCGUAAUUCUGUGUUGAGCUUACAAUGGCGGCAGACAGAACAGUAGUGCUAUAAAUGAAAGUACACGAGGUGCUUCGUUGAAAAUACUCGCGUGUUUAGUGGGGCUCAGAGCGGAGAGCGAAAGCGCACGCGCUGAGAUUGCAAUACAAAAUUUCAACUCUAUUUUACAUAGAUGUUUAUGUAACUAUAUGACCCAGCUGUAUUGUAUGUAUUUACAAGGAAAACUCUACACAUAUACAUAUGUAGAUUUGUAUGUGUUUGUAAGUGUAAGUGAAAUAACCAAAGUCCUUAUAGUGUAAUUUUUGAAUGUGUUUUUGUACGAGAUUUAUGUAACGCAUUUGCGCGUUGUGUCUGUAAGCUAGUCUUAAGCGUGUAUACUAUACAAGUUAAUGUACAUACAUACAUAUAUGUAUAUAUAUGUGCUAAGUAGGUAUAAGUUGUGUGUGCAUUAUAAGGAGAAGAAACCGUGGAAAGGAUCGCAGAUCAACAUUGUCAGCCAUUGAUUGUUGUUGCAGACAGAAUGUAGUAAGGAAAAAACUGUAUUUUGUAAAACACUUAUUGGUAGUAUCGUAAGUCAACCACUGUACAUCUCUAGGGAAUUUUCAUAGCUCUUAUGGCAGACACAAACUACAUUAGGGUGGUUCUUAAAGACGGGAAAGACACAAUUUCUUAGAAACAAACUUCGAAACAUAACAACUAAUAUAAAAUUAUUACGAAUGAAGAUGACAAAAAAACUUUUCGAACCUGUUAGGGUGUGUAUGCGCUGAAAAAUAUUUUUUUUUUUUACUUUGUAGACGCCUAAGUCGUUUCUAAACUAGUAUUUCAAAACUUCAUAAAGACAUUUUUAGUUCGAUUGUUGUUGGUUUUUGGGCGUGUAUAAGGAAAAAAAAAUUAAUUUUUAAGAGCCACCCUAAUUCUACAUAUACAUUGGCAUUAACAAGUAAAUGACAAAGAAAGUAUGGAUAUUUUGCAUUUUUCCUUUUAAUCAAAAACUGAGCUUAUAGCCUUAUGUUUGUAUGUUAAGGUGGUUCUGAAAGUCCGGAAACUAAAU